Molecule: messenger RNA, 2142 nt
Organism: Hevea brasiliensis (rubber tree)
Lineage: Eukaryota; Viridiplantae; Streptophyta; Magnoliopsida; Malpighiales; Euphorbiaceae
Product: cation/calcium exchanger 5
Exons: 2
Coding region: 367-1983 (538 amino acids)
Biological process (GO): monoatomic cation transport; transmembrane transport
Cellular component (GO): membrane
Molecular function (GO): monoatomic cation transmembrane transporter activity
Source: RefSeq, a predicted model, not a curated record
CGAAAUGUGUAACCCCACAAAUAUAAUCUCCAUAAACUCUUACUCCGUGACAAGUGUCUUGAGGGAGGGCCAAACAGAGCAGCUUCCACUGCCAGCCUUGAUUCCAUCACCCCAUUUCUCAACCCAAAAGGCAAAAAGGUUGCUUUUUUACUUGUGGUUUUGGGGAAUGAAUGGUGAGUUUUCGUUGGAAAACGCGUCCAAUGGUGAAUGAUCCAAUGACAAACGAACAAAAAUGUCGCUUAUAUAUACUUGUGAAAGAUCUACAACAGUUACCUGAUGUCCAUCAAGUGCAAGCUCAUCGCUUGUAGUAAAAGUAGAUACAAACGCGCUCGCUUAACUGGAGACCCAAAUCUUUUGUGAAAUGGCAUGGCCUUCUCUCUCUCUUCCCUCCUCCUCAAUUCCAUUGCAGCACUCUCCUUGACCCUCCUCUCCAUUUUCCUUUUCUCCAAAUCACCGCUCCAGUCCUCAACAUCUCCUCAAAUCCCCCACAGAUCUCUCCUCUCCCAAACCCAGAACCAGACUCUCCCUCUCUCUUGCUCCUCCCUUUCCCCCACGAAUGGCCUCAUCAACUACCUUUCUCUCCACUUUUGCCUUUUCAAGGGGAAUCUUUUCCUCUCGAUUCCUUCCCUUUCUUUGUUCAUUCUCCUUCAUUUUUAUAUACUCAUCAAAACAGCCCAAUCCCAUUUCUCUAUUGUCACCACCAAGCUCACCAAUCACUUAAACCUCUCUCCAAGCAUGGGUGGAGUGACCCUUUUGGCUCUUGGUAAUGGGGCACCCGAUGUUUUUGCAUCUCUGGCGGCAGUUCGGUCUGGGCAGUACAGAACUGGGUUUGGGGCUAUACUGUCUGCUGGUACUUUUGUUUCCGCGUUUGUGGUUGGAUUUGUGGCGAUAUAUGCAGCACCAUUUAAUGUGGAUCCUGGGUCUUUUCUGAGGGAUGUUGGAUUUUAUUUGGUGGGGGCUUUGUUUCUGUUUUACGUGUAUUUGAGUGGGGAGAUAACUUUUUGGCAGGCUGUCGGAUUCGUUGGAUUUUACAUGUUCUUUGUUGGGUUUGUGUUUUGGAUGGAUUUGGGAACUGGGGUUGUUCGUAAAAGGGAUGGAGGAGAAACGGAUUAUGAGAAAGGAGGAGAAAUGCAUUUUGAGAAAGGCGGAGAAGUGGUGGUUAGCACUUUGGAGGAGGAGAAGCAGGUUUCUGGGUUGUUUGAAAGGGCUUAUGGAAAGAUCUCAAAAGUAUGGGAGCGCCCAAUCUCGUUUCUUCUUAAGCUCACAAUUCCACAAACUGCUCCUUCAGAAUGGAGCAGGUUCUACGUAUCUGCCAAUAUAAUUCUUUGUCCUCUAGCACUUCUAUAUACUUGCAACUCAUUCAUGCCGUUAGAUCAUCCCAUAGUGUUCCUCCUUCCAAACACUCAUUUCCCACUCUGGUUCAUAGUACUCCUGGCAAGCUCCUCUCUUGCACUUCUUCACUUCAUAUUGGAAAAGGAAUCUCCAAAGACCGAGCAAAUGCCUGUAGUGCUUGUGGCAUUUAUAAUGAGUGUCUUCUGGAUAUCUACUGUUGCUGGAGAACUGCUAGACUGCUUGGUGGCAAUUGGAAUGCUUCUUAAAGUGCAUCCUUCAAUUCUGGGCCUUACGGUACUUGCUUGGGGAAACUCAGUGGGUGAUCUUGUGGCUGAUGUUGCAGUUGCCAGAGCAGGGCAGCCAGCAAUGGCCAUGGCUGGGUGCUUUGCUGGGCCAAUGUUUAAUAUGCUUGUUGGACUUGGGACAGCAUUGGUGAUGCAAACAGCUGAUAUUUAUCCAAAAGCUUAUGAACUUCAUCUCCACACUGGUAUUGUGAUUGCAUUUGUGUUCUUGCUCUUGAGCCUGAUGGGAUCUCUGCUAGUUAUCACUUGGUCCAGAUUUCGGGUGCCUAAAUCCUGGGGCUUUUGCCUUGUCGGCCUUUAUUUAUUUUUCAUGGUAGUUAGCUUAGUCAUUGCUACGUUUUUAGGAUGAUUUAUUCAAUCCAUAAAAUCAAAAUUUUGUUCAGUUAUUGCUAAAUUCUUUAUGCCACUUCACAGGAAAUCUUCCCAGCUAUAUGUUGGUGGAAACACAGCAUAUAAGAUUGUUAUCAGAAGAUUUUACAAAGAUUAUUGAAUUUUUAUUAUAGUCCAA